AUGGACGGGGAGGAAACUCAUGGAGUGCAACAAAGGGAAGUGCAGAGCAGCGACCCCGUGCACCACUACGGUCCGGGGGAUGACCUGCUGGAGAGCAGCUCUGUGAAGAAGGCUCUGGAAGUCCUCAUGGACAGGUUGACCAUGAGGCAGCAAUGUGUCCUGGUGGCCAGGAAGGCCACCAGCCCAGCUGAGCAGGGUGAAAGCGAGACGGGGGUUUGUGUGACUGGGACCAGGGGCAGCCGUUGCUCCCGUGGCGCCUGGGGCUCCCUGAUGGCUUAUUUACUAAAAGAAUGUGUUGGGAGGCAGCUAAAAAUAGACCUUCUAAUGGGUGAUAUCACUGCAGUAUUUCAUAUUCCUCAGGCUCCCGAGGAGGCCCUGCUGCUCGCAGACACGUGCGCGGAGGGGCCGCGGGAGCAGCGCCCUCCACUCGGCGCUGAAAAUCCAGUCUGGGCGCAGGGCGGGACGAGCGGAAGAACAGUUCGAGUCUGGUUGAAGAGAGACAGUGGGCAGUACUGGCCCAGCAUAUACCACGCAAUGCCAUCUCCAUGUUCAUGCAUGUCUUUUAACCCGGAAACCAGAAGGCUGUCCAUAGGUCUAGACAAUGGUACAAUCUCAGAAUUCAUUUUGUCAGAAGAUUACAACAAGAUGACACUAGUGAAAAAUUACCAGGCUCAUCAAAGCCGGGUCAUGAUGGUCCUGUUUGUCCUGGAGAUGGAGUGGGUGCUGAGCACUGGCCAAGACAAGCACUUCACGUGGCACUGCUCGGAGAGCGGCCAGCGCCUCGGCGGCUACCGCACCAGCGCGGGCGCCUGCGGCCUGCAAUUUGACGUGGAAACUCGGCAUGUGUUUGUUGGCGAUCACUCCGGACAGGUGACCAUCCUCAAGCUAGAGCAAGAGUCCUGCAGCCUCGUUACAACAUUUAAGGGACACACAGGUGGUGUCACUGCUCUCUGUUGGGACCCGGUACAGCGAGUUUUAUUCUCGGGCAGUUCAGAUCAUUCCAUUAUAAUGUGGGAUAUUGGAGGAAGAAAAGGAACAGCCAUCGAGCUGCAAGGACAUAAUGAUAAAGUGCAGUCUCUCUCUUAUGCCCACCACACACGUCAGCUCAUCUCUUGCGGUGCAGACGGUGGCAUCGUUGUCUGGAACAUGGAUGUUGAGAGACAGGAGACACCUGAAUGGUUGGACAGCGACUCCUGUCAAAAAUGUGACCAGCCUUUCUUCUGGAACUUCAAACAGAUGUGGGACAGUAAGAAAAUAGGCCUCAGGCAGCAUCACUGCCGGAAGUGCGGGAAGGCCGUGUGUGGAAAAUGCAGCUCCAAGCGCUCCUCCAUCCCGCUCAUGGGAUUCGAGUUUGAGGUGCGGGUCUGCGAUAGCUGUCACGAGUCCAUAACAGAUGAAGAGCGGGCACCCACAGCAACUUUCCAUGACAGCAAGCACAACAUAGUGCACGUGCACUUUGAUGCCACCAGGGGAUGGCUCUUGACCUCGGGGACAGACAAGGUUAUUAAGUUGUGGGAUAUGACACCAGUAGUGUCUUGAUGAUGCAUCAGUGGAACUUGCAAGGCAAUAUUUACAGAAGAAACAGAUUCCUAACCCUAAUCAUACUGCAGAUGAUAGAUAACGCUGGGCGCCCGCGGCAGAUGAGGAAGGAACUAACGCGUUUACGACUUUAUGUAUGUCCUCUGCUUGACCAAGGCUGAACGUUUGCACGAAGACUCUUUCCACUUAUUCUCAAAAUAUACAAGAAGGUAUUUUUUUAAACUAAUGGUUUGUACGACCUGACCAUGCUUGGUUGUCUGGAGUUUGUUUGGAAAAUCUGUGUGCGGUGCAAUUUUUCGUUUUUAUAUUUCAGUAUGUCCAAAUACUUGCUGCUUUGUACAGAAGGGUCUGGGGUUGUGUCUUACCACGUACGGUCUCCGUAUCCGCAUACGGUAUAA
Tinamus guttatus (white-throated tinamou) is the source of this 1937-nucleotide messenger RNA. Lineage: Eukaryota; Metazoa; Chordata; Aves; Tinamiformes; Tinamidae. The record is from RefSeq and is a predicted model, not a curated record.